UGCCCGGCUGGCGGCUGCUUCUUCUGGGGCGUCGGCUUUUUCUUCGUCCGCUCACUCCGGAGGGGGAUACAGAGAGAGAGAGAGAGAGAGAGGGAGAGAGAGAGAGAGAGAGAGAGAGGGAGAGAGAGAUAGAGAGAGGGUUGACCGGGGAGACCUGGGACACGAUGUGGCGAAGGAUCGCGGCUUCUCUUCAUACACUGACGGUUUCUGCUGCCCUCGCCGGAAGGUCGAAGGAUGGCGCGCUGAUUCGUCGAGCGGCGGCGGCGGCUGCAUCGUCGUCCUCGUUGUUCUCUCCAGCGUCCCGGAGCACACCUCGUUUCUUAUCCCAGCAGGCAACCUCCGAUGCAGAAACUAUUCUAUCCAAGGGGAAGAAACGGGUGGAAGAUGUAAUGCCUAUUGCAACUGGGCAUGAGCGGGAGGAGUUGGAGGCUGAGCUAGAGGGAGGAAAAAGGUUUGACAUGGAUGCUCCUACUGGUCCAUUUGGAACUAAGGAGGCACCUGCUAUUGUGCAAUCCUACUAUGAUAAAAGACUAGUUGGAUGCCCUGGGGGAGAAGGCGAGGAUGAACAUGAUGUUGUCUGGUUUUGGCUUGAGAAGGACAAACCAUUUGAAUGCCCUGUCUGUUCUCAAUAUUUCCAGCUUGAGGUGAUCGGUGAAGGGGGCCCUCCGGAUGGCCAUGGCGAUGAUGACCAUUGAGAUUGCAGCCAAAGAAUUUCAUCUUUCUAAAUAAGCCGACAAGACAUGGAGCUUAUGUUGCAGUCUGAACAUCAUCCGUCUUUUCCAAACUGUAGUUUCAUUUUACCUUUUUGCCCCUCCGAUGCAGCAACUGUUAUGUACCAAUUUUUAGUGCCUUCCAAUUUGUGGGUUCUAGUGCCUUUCAUAUAUUUCAACAGUCCAGAUUCAUAAAUAAUAAUACACUAUGAGUUUGUUCUCCUUCCA
Molecule: messenger RNA, 938 nt
Organism: Nymphaea colorata (pocket water lily)
Lineage: Eukaryota; Viridiplantae; Streptophyta; Magnoliopsida; Nymphaeales; Nymphaeaceae
Product: cytochrome c oxidase subunit 5b-1, mitochondrial-like
Exons: 6
Coding region: 165-695 (176 amino acids)
Biological process (GO): mitochondrial electron transport, cytochrome c to oxygen
Cellular component (GO): mitochondrial envelope
Source: RefSeq, a predicted model, not a curated record